This is a messenger RNA of Procambarus clarkii (red swamp crayfish), 4666 nucleotides long. RefSeq names its product Nuclear cap-binding protein subunit 1 (gene Cbp80). Gene Ontology annotation, molecular function: protein binding; mRNA binding; RNA cap binding. NCBI's taxonomy places the organism in Eukaryota, Metazoa, Arthropoda, Malacostraca, Decapoda, Cambaridae. The record is from RefSeq and is a predicted model, not a curated record. Gene Ontology annotation, cellular component: nucleus; nuclear cap binding complex. Gene Ontology annotation, biological process: nuclear-transcribed mRNA catabolic process, nonsense-mediated decay; mRNA export from nucleus.
AUAAAUAAGUUUAGGCCCGGCGGAGAAACAACAUCGACGGGUCGGUGUGGCUGGAGGAGGCGAGGACCUGGCAGCUGACGCCCUUACUUACCGCUCUCGCCACACAUAUACUACACAAAAUGAGUCGCCGCAAGUUCGACGAAAUGUCCGAUUACGACUCGGGUCGUGAUCGGAAGAGGCGGCGUACUGAUGCUGUAGAGAUUGAGGAUCGUCUUGAGUCCUUAAUUAUUCGUGUAGGAGAAAAGAGUACAUCAUCCCUGGAGAGCAAUCUGGAAGGUUUGGCAAGUGUUCUGGAGGCUGACAUCAAUAAUUAUAAGAGCAAGAUUCUCAAGAUUCUUAGUGAUUGUGCUGUUAAGAUGCCAGAGAAGACUACCAUAUACACUACUCUGGUUGGCCUUUUAAAUGCUAAGAACUACAACUUUGGUGGAGAGUUUGUAGAUAUGAUGGCACGAAAGCUAAAAGAAGCUCUGAAAGCUUGUAUGUGGAAAACAGCUCGGUAUGUACUGCGAUUCUUCUCUGACCUGGUCAACUGUCACGUCAUAUCCACCAACUCACUUCUGCAGCUGCUACACACUUUCUUGGACACAGCACGAGAUGACAACUCUCCCCAAGUCCGUAGUGAUACAUAUGUGUAUGCUGUACUGAGCUGUCUGCCAUGGGUUGGGCGGGAGUUAUAUGAAAAGAAAGAACAAGAUCUAGAACGCUUAUUAAAGCACAUUGAGAUCUAUGUUAGAAAACGCAGUCGCAAGCAUGUCCCCGGCCUCAGGGUGUGGCGUUCAGACCGACCUCAUCCACAAGAAGAGUACUUAGAUUGUUUAUGGGCCCAGAUCUGCAAGUUACGUUCAGACAUGUGGCAAGAGAAGCACAUAGCUCGACCCUACGUUGCAUUUGACUCUAUCCUGUGUGAAGCCUUGCAGCACAACAUUCCUCCUCUCACACUUCCUCCUCAUCAUGUUGACAACACAUACCCCUUCCCAUGGGUGGUUUUCAGGUUGUUUGAUUACACCGACUGUCCUGAAGGUCCUGUCUUGCCUGGUGCCCACUCCAUUGAGCGUUACUUGAUUGAGGAGCACUUGCACAACAUCAUCAAAGAGUACCACCUGGAAAGGAAACAAUGUGCUGCCUUUUUGCUGGACUUUCCUCUGAAGCACAAGAUUCCUCUAGAGUACAUGAUUGUUGAAGUAGUGCUGGCUGAGCUCUUCCACCUGCCUGGGCCUCGUUACAUUGAAAUCUGCUACGGCUCACUCCUGAUUGAGCUCUGUAAACUGCAACCUGCCACCAUGCCUCAGGUGCUGGCCCAAGCUGUAGAACUCCUUUUUGACCGCAUUGACACAAUGAACGUAUGCUGUUUUGACAGGUUUGUAAAUUGGUUUUCGUACCACUUGAGUAACUUUCAGUUUAAGUGGUCAUGGGAUGAAUGGCUGGAGGCAUCACAGCUGGACGGCAUGCAUCCGAGAGCCAAGUUCAUCAUCGAGGUGCUCCAGAGAGCCAUGAGGUUAUCAUAUCGCCAGAGAAUUGCAGAAGUUGUCCCUGAACAGUUUGACUGUUUUGUACCACACAAACCAGAACCAAUAUACAAAUAUGCAAAUGCUGAUGCUAGUGAUAUACCUGGUGCUGAUGCUGCCCAUCGCCUUGAAGCUGUGGUUCGAGCAAAAGGAACUUCAACUGAGGUUAUACAAACGCUCAAUGAGCUUCCAAAUCCACUUCGUGAAAAUGAUGAGACAGACCCACCAUAUAAUCCUAUUCAGAUUCAAGUCUUUGUUCAGACACUACUUCAUCUUGGGUCGAAAAGUUUCUCUCAUGCUUUUGCUGGAAUUUCCAAGUUUCUCAAGGUUUUUGAAUCAGUAGUUGGAAGUAAUGAGGAAGCUCAAAUCUUGGUGUUGCGUGAGAUGCAUGAAGUUUGGGUCCACCACCAACAGAUGAUGGUUAUGCUUACUGACAAGUUCCUCCGCACCCAGAUAGUCUCCUGUGCCUCCGUUGCAAACUGGAUGUUCAGCAAGGAAAUGUUGCCGGAGUUUACAAAGAAUUACAUAUGGGAAAUCAUUCAUGCCACUAUUCGAAAGAUGAACAAGCAUGUGGGACGAUUACAGCGGGAAGUAAGCGAUGCACGCGAACGUCGAGCAGGGAAUGAUUCUGACGAUUCCUCAUCGGAUGACGAAGAGCAGCGACCACGACCCACUGAAGAGGAAAUAGAAAGAAUGGAAGAAAAACUUGAAGCUGCUCAGGCUGAUCAAAAGAAUCUUUUUCUUAUCAUAUUUCAGCGCUUUAUCAUGAUUCUGUCAGAGCACCUUGUGCGCUGUGAUACAGACGGCCGCGACUUUAACACACACUGGUACCGUUGGACUAUUGGCAGGCUCCAUCAAAUCUUCAUGAUGCACAACACCCAAGUGGAGCGCUACAGCCAGACCCUGAGUACCCUGCUCUUCACUCAAGAUCUUGACCCCCAUAUUCUUGAUGCCUUCAAUCAGUUUGUUGCUCUUCGUUCAUAAUUGUCCACUCAUGGGUGUUGCUUUACUAUUGUUUGUAAUGACAGUGUGUACAUUGACAGGUGCACCUGCAACCCUUUAUUUAAUGCACAUAAACUGAACUAAUUCCCCUUUUUGUAGAAUAUUAUGAUAUAAAUUAUAUUCAAGAUAUUAACAUAUUUCGUUGCUGAGGCCAUUUUGGAAAUGGAGCUAUGUUUUGCAAUAUACCCUUUUUAUUUUAUUAUUUAUCCUGCAAUUUAGUUUUGUAUAAUUUUCAGUUAAAUUAUUUAAUCUAUUUAAAAUUGUCUAGAUAAAUUUUAGGAACUUAUUAAAAGGAGAUGUAUGUAGUUGCAUUGAAGUUAUAAUUUUCAGAAUAUAUAAGCAUCUAUAUCUACUGAAUUGAAAGAAAUUGUAUGACCUCUCCUAGAUACAUCAUUAAAAAUUAGCUUAACUAAUGUAAUUGGUUUUUAAGAACUGAUGCAUGUUGUUAAUGUGUUGAGCGACAGUCUGGAUCAGUCAUUUUGUAUGCAAGGAAUAUCAGUCAUUUAUGGUAAUCUUCAGUAUUCACUUCGAAUAUCAUGUCUCGCCUUUAUUCUCCGUUGGGAAUACGUACAUAGCUCUGUGUACAUAGCAUGUUGAUUUACAAGCUGUUAGUUAUGUGCAAUUUUUGACCAGCCUUGAUGGCAUACUGCUUAGGGCAAAGGGGUAUUUUUUUUUUAACUUUUGGCUUUUAUACUGUAGUUGUAUUCAGAAGAGAUUGCAUUGUCAAUACCUGGGCUGCAGGUAUCAAAGCAGUGACACUGAUAGGGGGUUCUAAGGGUGAACCUCCCUACAGGGACGUGUACUAGCUGCACAGAUGAUUGAUAUACACAAGAGUAGUUAAAGUACUAAAAUAGCCUGACUGAGAUGGAGCUGGGAAGUCUUGGAAUUUGACAUUAUAGAAGUUUUCAGCCUGGCAGUUAGCUAUAUUAAUAUUCCUCAAUGCAUGAGAACUUGUAAUAGUUAAUUAUAUAUAUAUACCAUAUAUACAAAAAUUUUUAUUUCCUUUUUAGACACUGAAUUGUAGCUUAAAACAUUGAAUCUGUUGAAAUUAGAUCCUAGAGGAGCAUUAUUUACACUAUCUUCAGAUAAAAUUGUAGCUGUAUAAUAUAUUCCAGAGAGUGCUAUCACGAAGUAAGAAAGGCAGAUUACUCUAAGCCCUUGGCUGAAUGAAGGACAAAGCGUUGACUUUUGAGUCAAAUUGUGAUUUCACGUUUUUCAAUGCAAUUACAAGAUAAAAGAGAGUCGAGUAUAUUUGGAAAACGGGUAACUAACUGUACUGUACAUUAAAUCGUAUCCAUAGGAACCAAUUUUUAAAUAUAACGUUACUAGUUCUUUAAUGCAACAACUGUAGGUAUAUGUGAACAGUUAUAUAACCAGAGAAUCUUUGGUGCAGUUAGGAGUGUUUUACCCUGUUGACUUGCAGUGUUCGUUGCUGGAUCUUUUUGGAGGAGUUUCAUGUUUAUUCAUUCUUGCUUGAAUUGUGAGCCUGGUUACCUGCAUCUGGAAUGAAAGAUUAAGAACAAUUUACUGUUCAUAUCUUUGGAAGACUGUAUUCCUUGUAUUUUAUAUGAAUGGAGUUACUGUAUCUGUUCUGAAGUAUUGAGAGCAACAAACUUUAAAUUAAAUUUUUAGUCAUAUAGAUUUUAUGGUAAUACUGCACGCUGCUUAUGCUUGGUAUUUAUCAAUAUAAACAUUUAUAUUUGCAAAGAAAAUAAUAGCAAUAUUUAGCUUGUAUACCUUUUCAAUAAGAUAUUUGUCAGAAAUUCAGGAGAAUAAACUUUCAUUUUAACUAGUUAUUUUAAGGUAACAAAUAGAGAAGACCCUUAUGAGAAGCUCCUUUAUUUCACUGGUAAAUCCGGUUCAUUCAAGUGGAAUUAUGAAUAUCAUUCACUUGCCAAUGCAUGACAGUUUUUCACUGGCCACUCUGGAAAGUUUCUAAAUUAAGUUAUAAUUAGUAGAUCAACCCUAUUUAAUUAUGGGUAAACUAUUUUUUUUUAUGAAUCACAUUGAAUCAUUUUGUGUAAAUCUCUAGGUAAAGCUGUAUACACUUAUUAUUUGUCAAUUUUGAAAAAUUAGCAGAAAUCUCAAACUUUUAUGAAAUAUAUAGCUUCACCUCAAUGUUAACACCAUUCACAAAUAAACUGUACACAGCAUGUGUU